Molecule: messenger RNA, 7977 nt
Organism: Pseudonaja textilis
Lineage: Eukaryota; Metazoa; Chordata; Lepidosauria; Squamata; Elapidae
Source: RefSeq, a predicted model, not a curated record
AUGGAGAUAUUGAUUAGGCAGCAACUGUCAGAUGCUGAGAAACAACAAAAUGUUGAUGCUUUGAAAAGUACUUACAAGUUGAUCAAAUCAGCACAUGAUGGAAAAUCUGCCCUUGAUUCCUUGGAGAGUUUCUCUUUUGACUUAUAUGUCUUAUGUGCAGAACAAGCAUAUCAGAUGGGUCUUCCUGAAAUAAGCCAUGACUGUCUACAAAUGUACUUUAAAGGAAAAGCUCCUGUUAACCAAUUCUUGGGUAGAGCAUAUUUGUGCCAGAGCCAGUUAUAUACUCCUGUAUCUACUGACAAUUUGGAACAAUUUGAAAAAUUCAAUAUAAACUUGCUGAAAGCAAUUGAUUUUGCAUUAAGUGAUUCAAGAUAUUAUUUUUUGAUAUAUAAUGCAUCAGUUAUUUAUUGGAAAAAUAUAAGACCAUUUUUAAAGCCCGGGUCCCUCUACUUUCUUAUACCAAGUCUCUCUCAGAUUGUGUCUGCACUGAAUCAUCCAGAUGAGGAAGACAAAGAUUGGACAGCAAAACUUAUGAUAGAAUUGCUUGAGUGUUUCCUGGAUGCUUCCAGAAUGGAAGAAGCCAUAACCUUUUCAUCCACUGCAGCCACAUUCAUUGAAGAAAAUGCGCCAAGUAGAUAUAAGGAUUUAUUUUCAAUAAUGGUGCGUAACAAACUAGUGGACAUUGCAGAAAUAGAAGACAAGCUUGAAAGCUGUCUUAGUUUGAAUAUUAUAUAUAAAAUUCAAACAAUCAAAGGGCAAUUAGAUAAAAAUCAGAUUCCAGAAGAUGCUUCUACAGAUUUGAAUAACAUAUUUGAACUUUUGAAAGGAUCUAAAAAGCAAGUAAACCAUAAUGAAAGAAUUUCUUUGCUGCUAGAAUUGGCACGACUUUCUUUGAGAUUAAACUGUAUAACUAUUGCAAUGUUAUGUUUAAAAGAGUUGAAGAAUUAUAAAAUUCAUGAACCAGGAAGAGAAAUUGAAUUAGAUUGCUUGGAAUGUGACUGCGAAGUCCAAGCCCUUGGGCCUAAAAUUGAAACUUAUACUAAAAGUGUUGUUGAGGCUCAGUUAAAUGUUAUACAGAAACUUGAUUUAAUUUUGAACCGUGCAAUUCGGCUGAGAGAUCCUAAUAUUAUUCAAGCAGUAUGUACUACCCAAUGGAAUAUCUGCUUACCAUUGUUGCAACACAAUUUGCAACAUCAUGUACGAAAACCUCUGUUAGCAAUUGCUGAAGUGCUAGAGAAGAUUGACAGCAUGUUGAUUUUAUUGCGUUGUCAAGUUCAUAUGGAAAUUGCUCGUAUUGAAGAAAAAGCAGACAGAGUAGAGACUGCAAUGAAACAUCUAGAGAAGGCCAUCAACCUUGAUAACAAUGGACAGUACCAUGAAUACCUCAAAAUGGCUUUCCAUCGGCUUAGCUUAAAUACCAUGCUGUAUAAAUCAUUGGAGCGCCUAGAAGACCAAGCAAGUUUGAUGAUUGAACAGGCUAAAAAAGGAACCGCAAAUGAUAGUGUGAGGAAAAAACGCUCUCUGUUGGUGAAUGCUGGUCUUGCACUAGCACCGGAGGCUUUUCAGGUUGUUCUUGAUAGUGAAAACGAGGCUAAAGUUCCCCCAAGUAAACAUAAAGAUCAAGUUAGCUAUCUCUGUGCAAAAGCAGAGCACCACACUAAAAAUAUAGAGAAAGCAGAUGGACAUAUGAAGAGACUAGGACAUGAAAAUGAAAAAGAAAGAAUCCGCCUAUGGUCAGAAAUAGCAAAAACAGCACGGAAGCAAAGUGUUUGGGAUGUUUGUCGGGCUGCAUGUAGGUUUUGUCUCUUGUAUGAUGAUAAUCAAGUGAUAAAGGUAUCAAAACGCAAAAAAUUAAUGAAGAAGAAAGCUAGUAUAAGUACAACAGCUGAUGAGCCUGAAGGAAAUGUAUUAGGAGAGUCACCAGUGCCUAUGAAAGUAUUUUCUUUAGAAAGAGAUCUACUUAGAACCUUAGCAGAAGUAAGAUGUAUUAAUGCAGAGGCUACAAUUCAAUUAUUAAGAACAGAAGGUGUCAAGCUCAAUGAUUAUCCUGUCCUCCCUGUAGAAGCAAAUACACAUGUUUCAGGAUACUCUCAACUUUCAACAAGAAAUGGAAAAGAAUCCGACUGGAAUAUAUACAGCAACUGGAUAAAACGGUUAUCUCAGUACGCUAUGGAAAACUUUCUGCGAGCUGUCAGAAUUGGAGAGGAAUUAAAUGAAGCCUGGAUUGUUCACAACACUGUGGUGUAUGUGUUAAAUCACAAUAAGCAUCUGAUUAUUUCGAAACGGCAAAGAGAACUUGUCGAACCCUUUCAAAUUCUUUUCAAUGCUGUAAAGAAUAUUGGAAACUUUGGGAAUACUACUGUUUUAGUAACAUUAUGCAAUGCUCUGGCAAGAGGGCUGAUUCUUCCUUGGAUUCCCAAAAUUGUUUCCAAAACGGAUGAAAAGAAACUUAAUGAGGAAGGGCCCGCCAAGCGUAAAAAGACUGCCUUAAAAGGACAUGAUAAAUCAUUCACUGCUUUAAUUACACCUGUGGAUCCAGCUGGAAUCCAUGAUAUUAAAGCAGCCGUAGAGGUCUGUGAAUUUGCUAUGCGUUUACCUAAUGGAAGUGCACCUGAUGAGCCUGUGCCUAUUGCUGUACGUCAACAAGUUAUUGCAACUUGGGUAAAAGCCAAACAAUUACUUCAGCAACAGAUUGUGAGGUGGCAUGGAUCUGAGGAGGAGAGUAAUGAUGAUGGGACAAGUCCCAUGACAAAAGUUUUUAUUGGCCUGGAAAUGUAUUCCUGCAAUGGUUUGAGCCUUAUGGACUUUUUACUUCCCAAUUUGUCUCAGUUGGUAAAAAUGGCUCUGGAAUGCAGUUGGUCAGACUCGCUUGUGCAGCUUCAGACCCUGACCAGACUUAUGCAUUUUGCACAUAAUCUCCAUGACCAUGAACUGGUGAUAACUUGUUUUCAGAAGAUUUUGGAAUUAGAUAAAAUGCCAUUUAUCACAGAUCCAAAGAAAAAAGGAAUAAGUGAUUACAGUGCCAGACAAGAAAUGCUGAGUAUUGCUUCUUGUACUCAAGGGAAGAGUAUAAUGGAAAACCUGGCUGGCAAAAAACAUUUGCGGGUUACAGCAUCAAAAUCAUUUGUUGAAAGUGCAAGAUAUGCAGGAGAAGCAGGAAAUCUUAACCUUGCCAUGGUAGCAGCUCGAAAUUUCUGGAAUGCAUGUUUACCUUUCAUUGGUUCUUCAGCAGACAGGCAGCAUCUCAAAGCACCUACUGAAGUCAUUCUCAAGAGCAUCAUUAAAGCAUUAGAGGCGAAAAAUAAGCAGGAAGCAGACCAUAUGUUACACUUGCAUCAAUGGCCUACAGUAGAUUUUCAUAGCAUCAGCCCAUCAGAUGGGCAUUUUUUUCCAGGUGCUGAAGAAGAUUUGACCUUAAGAACGUUCUUGUAUGUGUUACUGUUCCAAGCACACGCUGACAAAAAUGACUGGGAGACAGGCCUUAAAGUUUUAGAUGAAGCUAUUCAGAUUCUUCCUCGCACAAAGCACAGACUCCCAAUUUUUAAGCAUAUGGUCAUGGUAAAGGCAAGACUAGGACGUAAUUAUAUAAUGGAAAUCCAGAAAUUCCGUGAUGAAACUGAGGACUACAUGUCAUAUAUGUGGCAUCGUUUGGCAUCUGUUUCCUUUGAUAUUGUGGGACAAUUAUCCUGCUACCAAAAUGCAAUUGAAGUUUUACAGAAAAAGGAAUCUGAAUUAAAGAAAGUGGAUAAUAUCUUAGGAUUUGCAGAAUGGCUGUAUUGCAAGCAGUUUCCUCUUAGUGAGGCUAUUAAACACCUGGAAUGGGCAAUAAAUAUAUUAUUGUAUAUCAGACCUCUCCAAAAAAGCCCUGAUGAAGAAGAAUUAAGAAACCAAAUCAGUAUUGGAGAAUUAAGGAGCAUAAAACAGUUAGAAGCCUUAUUUAGAGCUUAUACAAUAAUGGCAGUCAUUUCUGGCCACGGUUCAACUUUUUACGAGCAAUACUGUUUGAUGGCGUAUGCUUUUGUGAUUCGCAUGUGGCAGAUAUCAUUCACAACAGUAGGAUUGUUUUUAAAGGCACAGACCAAAGUUUCACCAGCUCAAUCAGCAACUCCAAAAUCAAAAGACAAAAAAGAUGCAAAACAGCCUGAUGCUGCUCAGGGUUCAAGCCCUACAAGCCCUUCUAAGAAAGAUAAAGAUAAAUCCCCAAAAGAUGUAAAAAAGGAACGCUCAGGCAGUAAAGAGAAGGUGAAAAGGAAGGGGCCAAUUGAUGUCUUGCCUGGAAAUGUGGAGGAGUGGGCUAACUAUGAGUGCCCUGAUGAGAUGAGAGAAGCCUUUAAACAGGACUCAAGUGGCUGUGCUAUAAACAGAGAAACCAUUUUAGCACCUACACGCACUUUAUAUUAUUUAGACCUUUUACUUAAGGAACUACAGUCAAUGUCGUGUACUCACAUGACUCUUCCAUUACUUCACUUGGCUGAAAUCAUUGCUCACGAUGUUGUUGAAAGCAAAAGUCUGUCAGAUCUCUACCAUCUCAGGCUUGCCAAAAUCUGUUUAGAUUUAAAAAUGUAUCAAGCAGCAUCUUUCCAUGAAAAGGCAGUGGGUGACAUCUUUAUUAAUGAAAAGGAACAAGGAAGAUUUAGACAAGAGAUUGCAUUUAAAAAUGAGAAUGCCAUACAGGAUAAUCAAAUGGAAAAUAAAAAUUUUGAUUGGACAGAACUAGAUAUAGAGCAAAGAAAGAAGCUAUUUACUGCAAAAGAUAAGUUUUUGGAACUCAAUGCAGUUACUGAAAAAGAAUUAAAUGGGCUUUCUCUCCCCUACUUGUGGAUAGAAAAGGCUGAGGUAUUACUCCAACUAUGUUUAUAUCAGCCAGCAAGAUUACUACUCUCAGAAGCUCAUCAAGCAACUCAGGAAAUGAAUGAUCCAUGUGGUAUAUCACGAUGCCUUUAUCUUCUAGCUGUACUAGCUAAUUUAGAAAAAAACCAUGGCCAAGCAAAAGCACUGCUUGAAAAGGCCCGCUUGAUAGGUGGAAAUGAACAGUUUUGGUACAAUAGCACUUUUGCUCUCACCGAUGCAAUUUUAGGAGACGACCAGGAAAUAAAUGAAAAAAUGGCUUGCCAUUUUCUGCAAAAAAACAUAAACGUCUUGAGGCCGUUAUUGAAGGAAAGACCCAACCGAGAAUCUGAAGUGGGUUUUAUAAUUGCAUGCUUUGAAGCCAGGAAAGCAUAUAUACAGAUAGAUUUGGUUAAAUAUCUCAUUAAUACUAGUGGUUUUUCUGAUGAGUUGGCAACAAUAUUGCUGGAAUCCUACGAUAAGUUAAUUCACAUAAAGAAGAUCUUCCUGUCUUAUGGAUAUAAAGAUCGUAGUGCUGAUGCAUUGAUGGCAUGUGCAAAUAUUCAUGGGAUACUUGGUAAAUAUACAGAACUUGCUGCAGACAAGCAGAGCCAUUUCAUAGAUGCAUAUAGUUUAGCACAAUGUGCAGUAUCACAAAUGGAAGAGCUUUUUCAACAUAUUAAUAAUAUACUUCCAAUUAAUGAGACUAGAAAUAUAAAUACACCUUUAAUGAGAAGACUUGCAAACAUGAAGGUGAACUUUGUAGAGAUCAUUUUGGAUAUUGUUGUUGUUAUCAACAUUGAAACAAAGAACAAAGAAGCUAGGGCACAUCAAAUUGAGCAAAUUAUUGAGGAUUUUGUAAGGUUUACACCUGAUUCUGCUUCACGUGAACAGGCUUGGAUCACCCUUGGGCAAACAGCGUGUCAUAAUGCCCAUGCUCAACUUACAAGCCUACCGAGUCUUUGUGUUGGUUGUCCUGACAUCAGAGCCAAGUACCUCUAUCUCACUGGAAGGAGUCUACAUUUCUUAGCUAACCAUAUUGGGCCUUUUAGUUUGGACAUUCAGUGGUGUGAAAAUGCAAUCGAGGUGCCUAAAGUUAAUUCUGAGAAAUCUCCACCACCAGAAGCAGAAACAAUAGAUGAACAAAAUGAAGCCCCAAGUCCUCUGUUGCAACUUACUAAAAAACAGCUCGAUGACCACAGGAAAAUAGCCAAUGAAUUAAGGAAGAGACAGACGUGGACUUAUGAAUACAUAUUUCAGUCAACUGAGGUUUUGCUGCAGUGCAUUAAUGUUGCAAUUAAUAACAACCUGGUCGAUACCUUGGCAGCUGCUAGUUUGGAAAUGGUGGAGUGCUUUGGACAAUUUGAUCCAGUUUCAGCAAGUCAGUUUUUAGCCCUUUAUCAGAGUUGUACGGCAUCAUUGAUUAUGAAAGAAAUCCUGUUAGCAGCUACCUUGAACAGCAGUAGUUCACAGAUGGCAGCCAUGUUGCACCUACAGCACCACUUACAACAAAGAGGAGAAACAAGUGGCCUCCUCAAAACUACAGAACACAGGUUGACUGCUAUAUCAAAGGCAUGGGGAAGCCUCGCUAUUUCUUCACAUCAUUUUAAUAUCAUGAAUGAACUGCCAGCAAAUUUUCAUAUAGUUAUUCUCCAGCAUUCAGGAGACAGGUCUUUAUUGUAUGGCGCUGUGCUUGAGAAAGUAAGGUCAGCCAACCCUAAAGAGCAAAAGGAACACCAGAAGGAAAAAGGUGGGAAGGAAAAGGGUGGGCAACAGAAAGGAAAAUCUGCUCAACCAACUUUGCAGGCUAAAGUUGUCCGGAGCCCUGUGAAUCCUGAAACAUUCUUAAACAUUUUGGAAAGAGCUGAGGUUUAUAAAGAGGAGACGAUGGUGGGUCUUUUGAGAGAAAUAGAAGAAAAUGAGUUUCAAAGAAAACAAGUGUCAUCUGCCAAACUAGAGAGUAAUAUAGAAGAUGAAGAGGGACUAGAUUUGGAAUCCCUGUUUGAAACGAUAUUGUCAGAUAUGGAAGAAUAUUUGAAGCCUGUACUGUCACAACUUAAUCUUUCUGAAUUGAGACGCCAGAGUCCAGCAGUAUCUCCAGCUGACUCAGGAAAAACCAGAAAAGGGAGUCCAGGGAAAACUAAGACAGAUGAUUCAGGGAAAACUAAAACUAAAAUAGCAAGUCAUGGUGCUGAAGACAUAGGAGAGUGUGUGAUUCUAUUGGCAGAUAAAGAUAUUCUGGAAUUACCUUUGGAAGCUCUAACUAUUUUCCAAGAUGAUGCAAUAAGUUCUCUGUCUAGAGAUUUCUCUCUCCAAAUGGUCUACAAUCGGAUACGUAAAGACGAAGGAGAUAGUGAAGGAAAAAAGAGUGCAAAACCAAAAAGUGAACAAAGAAGAAGUACAAAAAUACCAAGUCUUAACCGUAUUCUGCCACCUAAUUGUAUUUCCAUUGAUGUCCACAAUGUGAAAUAUAUUGUGGAUCCAUAUAAUGAUGGCAGAGAAGACGAAGUGGAAAAUCCUGCAAACAAUUUUAGAGGGAUCCUAGAAAAAUUUGAGCCAUUUACCAUUCGUUGGGAAGGCAUAAUGGGCGAUAUACACUUUCCAAGUUACACAGAGUGGGAAUACAUAUUGAAUAACUGCAGUAUGCUUUUUUUCUCUGCAAUGGCAAGAUUCCUCGCCCAUGUAGCACUUGACAAGCUAGUUGCUAUGAACAUCCCAGAAUGCCAAUUGAUUAUACUUUCAGGACGUGUGCAUUCCAAACCAAGUCUUAUACGAUUAAGAAACCAAGAUGAAGGAAGAAGCUCUUUACGCUUAUCUCUGGAGAAGACAACUAAAACUGCAAUCAUUCUAAGCCUUAUUGGAGUGCGUUCUGUCAUAAUCAACCAGUGGUUUACUACCCUGGAAGAAAAUACAAUGCGACUAGACAGUUUAUGUGAAAAUUUCAUAAAAGUAGGCAAAACAACUGGACAAGCUGUUCGUAUCCUUCAGAGGAAAAAGACGAUCUGGGAUAAGCCAGAAAGAUCACCUGAAUCCCCCGGAGUUGAGAAAGAAGACCAAAGCAAAAGUCCCAGUCAGCCAAACCAGACUCCAAUUCAUCCUUCGGUUAUUGAUUCUAUUCUAUAUGGCUUGCCCAACACCAUGUUUACGUGA